This is a messenger RNA of Danio aesculapii, 4913 nucleotides long. RefSeq names its product exportin-5. The record is from RefSeq and is a predicted model, not a curated record. Bases 132 to 3788 code for a protein of 1218 amino acids. Gene Ontology annotation, cellular component: RNA nuclear export complex; cytoplasm; nucleus. NCBI's taxonomy places the organism in Eukaryota, Metazoa, Chordata, Actinopteri, Cypriniformes, Danionidae. Gene Ontology annotation, biological process: RNA export from nucleus; protein export from nucleus. Gene Ontology annotation, molecular function: RNA binding; small GTPase binding; nuclear export signal receptor activity. The transcript is spliced from 33 exons.
CCGACGGCACGGAGACCUACCACGUUUUGUGUACUGCUCUCUCAUGUACGCUGAACUAGUAGCGAAGCGUGAAGUAUAAUUUACAAACCCACCGGUGUUUUACAUUCCAGCAGCCGGACGUGAUUGAAACCAUGGGCGAACAGUUGCGUGCGCUGUGCGAGGAGCUUAUAAAGGCUGUGAAUGUGAUGAUGGAGGCAGAAUCCAGCCAAACAUACCGACUGGAGGCCCUUAAGUUUAUAGAAGAUUUCAAGGAGAAAAGUCCCUUCUGUGUUGAAUGUGGUAUUCAGCUAGCAGAGAAAUCCCAGACUGCAGUGAUAAGACACUUUGGACUGCAGAUACUGGAGCAUGUGGUCAAGUUUCGCUGGAAUAACAUGGCACCGCAAGAGAAGCUCCAGCUGAAGAACUGCACCAUGGGCAUGUUGUCAAAUGGUACACAUCCGAUUCUUCAAGAGGAAUGUCAUGUUAAGGACGCCCUGUCCCGCAUCGUGGUGGAGAUGAUCAAAAGAGAGUGGCCACAACAGUGGCCCGACAUGCUGAAGGAGAUGGAGGCCCUCACUGCUCUUGGGGAUGCUCAGACAGAGCUUGUAAUGUUGGUUCUGCUGCGGUUGGCCGAGGAUGUGAUCACGUUUCAGACGUUGCCCGCUCAGAGACGGCGGGACAUCCAGCAGACGCUCACACAGAAAAUGGAAAGCAUCUUCACUUUCCUGCUGGGGAUACUGCAGCUUCACGUCAACGAGUACAGCAAGAUGAAAUGUGUUGCUGGUCUUGAUUUAAAGAUGAAAGCUCACUUGCGUGUUGGUGUGGCUACUCUCAACACUCUAGCAGGCUACAUCGACUGGGUUUCUCUGAGCCACAUCACCAGUCAAAACUGCCGUCUUCUGGAGAUCUUGUGCCUGUUGUUGAGUGAACCUGAGCUGCAGCUGGAGGCCGCAGAGUGUCUGCUAAUUGCGAUUAGUAGGAAAGGCAAGUUAGAGGAGAGGAAACCAUUUAUGUUGCUCUUUGAUGAAGUUGCCAUGAACUACAUCUUGUCUGCUGCACAGUCAGCAGAUGGUGCAGCUCUGUGCAAUCAAUCCUCAGGUGGCAUCGAUGAAAGGAGAUACACUUUCCUGAAGAGACUCUGUCAGGUUCUCUGUGCUCUGGGCAGUCAAGUCUGCACUCUAGUGGGUUCAGAUGUGGAAGCACAAGUUCCUGUUAACUUGAAUAAAUAUUUAGAAGCUCUUCUAGCGUUCACAACUCAUCCCAGCCAGUUUCUGAGGUCGUCAACGCAGAUGACCUGGGGAAUCAUAUUCCGACAUGAAAUACUGUCGAAGGAUCCAGUAGUUUGCCAAAUGGCCAUCAAGUAUUUAAGAGCGACGAGGAUCAAUCUUGUGAAAACUGGAUUCCCCUCCAAGAAUGAUUGUCCAGGCUGUGAAUUCUCCAGAGUGGACUUUGACAGCGAUGAAGAUUUCAAUUCCUCCUUUAAUCCUUUCAGGGCUCAGCAGGGGGAAGCGGUUCGCCUGACUUGUAAAAUAGUCCCUUUUGAAGCCUUUCAAAUUGCAAGGGACUGGAUGCAGUAUCAGAUCAGCACACCUAUAGAUGCUGGAAAAACAACAUCCAAGACAGAGAAGGGUCUCUGCUCUCCUCUGUCCCCUUCGGUGGUUCAGUGGGAAGCCAUGACGUUCUUCUCUGAAAGUGUGUUUGGGCAGCUCUUCAAAAUCCUCGAAAAAGAGAAACUCCCCAUAGACGAGGGCAUGGCGCUGCUGCAGAUGGUGGUGAAUUACGAGACUGGAGAUCCUCUCAUUCUGUCCUGCGUGCUCACCAUCAUCUCCACACUCUUCCCCUUCCUCACACAUCGGCCUCAUUUCCUCCCUCAAGUACUCUUUAAGAUAUUUUCUGCAAUCACAUUCGAGUUGGUUGAUGAACGCAAGGCUCUUCGAACGCGAGCGGUGAAGAACGUCAGAAGACACGCCUGCUCCGCCAUCAUCAGGAUCUGUCGCGAUUAUUCAGACUUUAUGCUGCCGUGCUUCGACCUGAUGUAUGAGCAGGUGAAGAGGCUGUUCUCCAAUGAGCUGCUGCUGACUCAGCUGGAGAAAUGUGCUCUCAUAGAGGCCCUGAUACUGAUCAGCAAUCAGUUUAAAGACUAUAAGAAGCAGAAAGCCUUCCUGGAGGAGCUGAUGGCGCCGGUCACUGCGCAGUGGCUGUCGGAGGAGAUGAGGAGUGUGUUAUGGGACCCUGCUACUUUCUUGGCGUUUGUCGGUGCUGAUCAGGAGAUCGGUGAUUCUGACACCGACGACCAGAUGGGGAUCAACAGGUCACGGAUUAGUUUUUGUGUGCACACCAUUCUCGGGGUGGUGAAGCGUGCUCGCUGGCCUGCUGAUGCUGACCAGGCCAAAGCUGGAGGUUUUGUGGUCCGCACUGCCUCUGAUGGGACCCCCGUCUACAAAAACCCCUGUGCGGAGCCCCUGCAGGCCCUGCUGCCCAACCUUCUGGCCCUCAUCAGAACCAACAACAGCUUGUUCUUGCCGGAGAACAUCACCCGGCUCAGCAAGACCUUCGCUAGAGUCUAUGACAUUACAGACAUGGAGAAGAAUUGUGUUUUAGGAAUCUCUCAGCCGGUUUUAGACUCCUAUGAGACGUCGGUGUACAGAAACGUUGCUGAACGCAUGCAAGGCUUCUUCUCCUCACUCUUCGAAAACUGUUACCAUGUUCUGGGUAAUAUGGGUCCCUGCUUGCAGCAAGACUUUUAUGGUAUCGAGGGUUUGGCAGAGCAGAUCGUUGGAUCCGCCUUCAACCAUCUUGACAGCGUUCCUGACCACAGGCUCCGCCCCCUAGUCCGUGUCUUCAUGAAGCAGCUGGUCAUCUCCUGUCCUCAUGAGUACUAUGACAGACUCCUCUGUCCUUUGCUGGGUCCAUUAUUUUCAUACCUACUGCAGAGACUGAACUUUCGGUGGCAGAUCAUCAACCAACGGACCAGUCUGUGUGCUCAUGAGGAGGAGGAGGAGGAGGCCUAUGAGGAGAACCAUGUGACCCAGGAGAUGGUGGAGGAGCAGCUGCUGCGGCAGGUCACGCGAGAGGUCAUGGAGCUUCUGAGUGUGACAUGCAUUACAAGAAAAUGUCCAGAGUUAAACGCAAACAAAGAGGAAGCAGAUGGAGAUGAGGAGAUGGUGUCGAUGGACUCCUCACAGGGGAAUCAGGUCAACACACCUUCAGAUGAGCUCUCAGAUCUGGGCAAGUGCCUUCUCCAAAGUGAGGAUAUUUACAUGACUGUCCUGACUAUAUGUUUUAACUGCCUGUCGUGGAAGGACACUGUAAACUGUCAGCGCACUGCUAGUGUGCUCUGCUGGACGCUGCUGAAACAGGUUCUGGGUGGGAAUCUGCUCCCGGAGGCUGUGACGUGGCUCUACUCAAGCGUCCUGAAGGGUCUGCAGAUGCAUGGCCAACAUGAAGGCUGUAACACCGCACUCACUCAACUGGCCUUGCUCAUCUACGAGUCUCUAAGGCCUCGCUACGCAGAGCUGCGCUUGAUCAUGAAUCAGAUCCCUGAUAUCCAGGCCGAGGCUCUGGAGCAGUUUGACCAAAAGAUCCAGCCCGGAGUGACAAAGCUCGGAGAGAAGAAGAAGAGAGAGCAGUUUAAGAGACUCAUCGCAGGCACUGUUGGGAAACCCCUUGCACAGCAGUUUAAGAAAGAAGUGCACAUCCGAAACCUUCCUUCUCUGUUCAAGAAGCCCAAACCCACAAAAGAUUUGCUGGAGAACAAUGCGGACGCUUCUCUGAUCUCUCUGUUCACUCCGGACCAUGACAGAUGUUGAGUAAAGCUCUGCUUCAACACAGUUAAUGAAGACUUUUGUGUUUCAUGUUUAGAUGUAAAUGCGUUUUCUUUUUUUGUAUGUUUUUAGCUUACAGUAUUGUUAUUUAAUGAAUUACAAAAAGAACAAAGUCGAUGUACAAAAUUAAUAAUGAUAAUAGCAAAUGAGACAUCCUAUUAACUCUUUCCCCUCCAUUACCAAUAUAAACUCUUCCCUGCCAUUGACAAGUUUUUACAGCAGUCCAUUUUUUAGAUAUAUUAUGGUAAAGGAAGUCCUAACGCAUGUCCUGAGUGAGAUACAAGACAUGUGUCUCCUGGGAGCAAAAUAGAAGACGAUCAGAGAAAGUGACACGUGUGUGUUACAUACUAUACACUCACCGGCCACUUUAUUAGGUACACCUGUCCAACUGUGUAGACAUGAUCAAGACGAUCUGCUGCAGUUCAAAGUGAGCAUCAGAAUGUGGAAGAAAGGGGAUUUAAGUGACUUUGAACGUGGCAUGGUUGUUGGUGCCAGCCGAGCUGCUCUGAGUAUUUCAGAAACUGCUGAUCUACUGAGAUUUUCACGCACAACCAUCUCUAGGCUUUACAGAGAAUGGUCAGAAAACGAGGCAGUUCUGUUGGCACAAAUGCUUUGUUGAUGCCAGAGGAGAAUGACCAGACUUUUGGGAUGUGGUGCUAGUAAGGUGUAUCUAAUAAAGUGGCCAUUAAGUGUAUAUCUUAAGAAUGCACUACUUUUAAUGUAUUUUUUUAUUCUUUUUGAAACUACCUGUCAGAUAGUGGGGAUACCUUGUGUGUAUUGUCUAAAUUGACUACCUUUUUGUUAUGUUUAGGGCUGUUUUUGCCCCAUUGACUUCCAUUAUAAUGACAAUUUUUGAUUGCAAAGCUUUGACGCCAAAUAAUCAUGUGUACUUGUUUGUUGCUGGCUUUAUCUGUUGGGAAGAGGGCCAAUUUGUCAUUUGUAACUGUUGAUCAUCAGUUGGCACUGUUAACCCUUUAGAUAGGCCUGUGCAAAAAAAAAAGUUUCUGGUUUAUAAGGAGUUCUUAGGAAUAUAACAACUAUUUUAUACACUAAAUUAUAGUGUGUGUGCAUUUAAACACACUAUGUUUUGAAAGCUGAUAUGCUUAUUUA